AUGUCAUUAACGCUUUCCAUGCGUUCUCAUACGGCUAGAUGUUUGAUAGCUAGGGCUGGAUCGAGGCUUGAACUAUCAAUUGUGGGAGGAACCAAAUGCGUUGCUCAAUUGGCGCAUUCCAAUAAACCACGAAGCUUCAAAACACUCCCUAUCAGUCAAAACACCUCACAACGUACCAUUGGCCCCCGAGCUCCAACAUCUUACAGAAGUUUCUCCGAAUCAUCCUCCCUCUACAAGAAAAAGACAAAAGCAGACCGCGAAGCCGAAGCCGCAGCACCGACAACUGAAACCGAAGACCCUUUCGAUUUCUCCAUCCUCGAGAACUCAAUCACCAAGACCCUUGACAAACUAAAAGACAACCUCUCAAAACUCCGCACCGGCGGUCGUUUCAACCCAGAAGCCCUAGAAAACGUACGGGUACAACUCGAUAAGAAGUCCAAGAAGACAGAGCGACUAGGGGAUCUCGCGCAAGUCCUACCCAAAACAGGACGUUCCCUGGCGAUUUUGGUUGGCGAGAAAGAUCAUGUCCACGCGAUCGUAUCUGCGAUCCAGGCAAACCCAGAAUUGAAUCUGCAGCCGCAGAUUGAUGCCGAGAAUCCAGUGCAGUUGAAUGUGCCGAUUCCGCCGCCGACAAAGGAGUCAAGGGAUGCGGCGCUGAAGAAAGCUGCAGAGACGGGAGAGGUGGCUAAGACGGGGGUUCAGAGUGCGAGAGCGGUUUGUCAGAAGAGGUUGAGGGGAAUGGAGGUUAAGAAGGUGGUGAGGCCGGAUGAUUUGAAGAAGGCGGGGAAGAAGAUGGAGGGGAUUGUUGAGAAGGGGGUUGUGGAUGUUAAGAAGAUGGUUGAGGUUGCUAAGAAGGGGAUGGAGCAGGCUUGA
Glarea lozoyensis ATCC 20868 is the source of this 873-nucleotide messenger RNA. RefSeq names its product Ribosome recycling factor, RRF. The record is from RefSeq and is a predicted model, not a curated record. Gene Ontology annotation, biological process: translation. Bases 1 to 873 code for a protein of 290 amino acids. Gene Ontology annotation, cellular component: mitochondrion. Lineage: Eukaryota; Fungi; Ascomycota; Leotiomycetes; Helotiales; Helotiaceae. The transcript has a single exon. Gene Ontology annotation, molecular function: ribosomal large subunit binding.